This is a messenger RNA of Durotheca rogersii, 1468 nucleotides long. RefSeq names its product DNA-directed RNA polymerase. Gene Ontology annotation, molecular function: DNA-directed RNA polymerase activity; DNA binding; protein dimerization activity. Lineage: Eukaryota; Fungi; Ascomycota; Sordariomycetes; Xylariales; Xylariaceae. Gene Ontology annotation, biological process: DNA-templated transcription. The coding region runs from base 55 to 1116 and encodes 353 amino acids. The record is from RefSeq and is a predicted model, not a curated record. Gene Ontology annotation, cellular component: RNA polymerase II, core complex. The transcript is spliced from 3 exons.
CACUCUUUUCCAUUCUACCCGUUUGCCGCCAGCUGGGUGGCGUCAAUUGUGGCAAUGGAUUACAACCAUGAGAUGAUCGAGGAGAACCAGACCCGAAUUGGACCGGGUGUCGGCAUUCUCGGCAUCGGCGACAACCACGUCGACUUCUCCAUCGACUCGGUCGACCUCUCCUUCGCCAACUCGCUCCGUCGCGUCAUCCAGGCCGAAGUCCCGACCGUCGCAAUCGACCUGGUCGAGGUCGAGGUCAACACCUCCGUGCUCGCCGACGAGUUCAUCUCCCACCGCCUCGGCCUGAUCCCGCUCGACUCGAGAGAGAUCGACCAGCUCAACUACUCGCGCGACUGCGACUGCGACCAGCACUGCGGCCGGUGUAGCGUCACCCUCACGCUCCACGCCAAGUGCACCUCGGACGAGGUCAUGAAGGUCUACGCGCGCGACCUCGUCGUCGGCAUCGACCGCCCCAACAACCACGUCGGCAACCCCGUCAUCACGGACCCCGACGGCCUCGGCUCGCUGAUCUGCAAGCUGCGCAAGGACCAGGAGCUGAAGCUCACCUGCAUCGCGAAGAAGGGCAUCGCCAAAGAACACGCCAAGUGGUCUCCCACCUCGGCCGUCGGCUUCGAGUACGACCCCAAUAACUACCUGCACCACCUGGACAUGUGGUACGAGCAGGAUCCCGAGAAGGAAUGGCCCAAGUCGAAAUACGCAGACUGGGAGUCGGCGCCGAAGAACGCCGAGUUCGACUACACGGCGGUGCCGCAGAAGUUCUACUUCGAGGUGGAGAGCAUCGGCAACAUCGAGCCGGACGCGAUCAUCCUCGAGGGCGUCAAGGAGCUGCAGCGCAAGCUGGCGGGGCUGAUCCACGGGCUCGGCGAGAGCGACGGCGGCAUGGGCGGUAGCGGCGGCGGCGGCGGCGGCGACUACGACGGCCCCCGCAGCCCCGACGCCAUGGACGGCCCCGGAGGCCCCGGCGGCCCCGGCCCCGGCGGCUGGCAGGACCCCGGAUACACUACCCCCUACGGCAACACCGGCGGCGCUAGCGCCUGGGGCGGCGGCGCCACGACCGCCUACGGCACCACUCCCUACGGCAACUCGGGAUCGAGCAGCUGGCACUAGCGCCACAGGCCGAGCCCGUCGGCUUGUGCCAGGCAUGCGAGCGAUCGGACCUCGUCUGUCUGCGGAGGCGGAGGCGGCAGGCUUUUUUUUUUGUUGGGGUUUUUUUGUGUAGGCCCACGCGCGUAAGCCUGCCCCUGUACUACUAUACGAGAACACUGCCCGCAAAAAAAACAACAACACAGCAUGGAACCAAUGGUUGGGUUCCCUCUGGGGUAAUAUGUCACGCAUGGCUGCUAGGAGUUACGGGGCGUACUUGUUAGCAUAGAUGAUUUGGACGACAAUGCAUACACAAUAUGGGUGGUUCUAGACAGCCGCGCGCGACUUCGGCCCGGAUGCACACACGCACGUCGAU